GUUUCAUACUCUAGCGUAUGCAAGUUAGAACGCGCAUUCAAUCGCGAAACAGGUUUUCCGACACGAUGGAAACUUUUUACAACAACGGGUCCGAUGACACUUUUCUGCAAGCCAAGUGGAACCUCCUGUUGGAUACAAUUGGUGAUGAUCCUGAAUUCCUGUACGUGUGGGCUCUCACAACGUGGGUGAAUGGUUUCUUCUGGCUGUUUGGCGGAUUGUUUGUAUUGAUGGAUAUCUUCAACCGUCCCCGGUGGCUGCGUAAGUACAAAACACAACCCGGAACGAACGAACCACUCGAGUGGACCGGAUUGCUACGAGUUAUGAGAACGAUUUUGUUCAAUCAAACGGUGAUUGGAAUCCCGCUAACCUACAUCGGAUUUCACACGGCAGGUAAGUUGAAUCUUCCGAACGUUCGCAUCCUGCCGAGCAAGUUCGAAGUAGCACGAGAUCUGGUGGUGUGUUUGUUCUUCGCGGAGAUUGGAUUCUACUACGUUCAUCGGUUCCUGCAUCUACGACCGCUGUAUCGAUUUGUACACAAGAUACACCACGAGUGGACGGCUCCGUUCGCUUGGACCGCCAUGUACUGCCAUCCGAUGGAGCAUGUCAUCAGUAAUAUGGUUCCACCGAUUAUCGGAAUUCAUCUCAUGAAGAGCCAUCUGGCGACGGCUGCCCUCUGGUUCUCGCUGCUCAUCAUCAACACCGUACGCGAUCACUGCGGGUACCAUUUACCAUUCUUCCCCAGUCCGGAGUAUCACGACUAUCAUCAUGCCAAGUUCACCGAAUGCUUCGGCACAUUCGGUUAUCUGGAUUGGCUGCAUGGAACGGAUAAGCAAUUUCGAAAAAGUAAACAACACUUGCGACACAGGUUUCUCUGGAGUACCAAGUCGGCGCGGGAACUCGUUCCGGAUAAGUGAGUGUUUAGAAUCGAACUGAAUAAGGGUAAAGUAAAAGUCAUCCUAGUUGAAUUUGAGCAGAAUAAAGAAGUU
Wyeomyia smithii (pitcher-plant mosquito) is the source of this 986-nucleotide messenger RNA. RefSeq names its product fatty acid hydroxylase domain-containing protein 2-like. The record is from RefSeq and is a predicted model, not a curated record. The transcript is spliced from 3 exons. Gene Ontology annotation, molecular function: C-4 methylsterol oxidase activity; iron ion binding. NCBI's taxonomy places the organism in Eukaryota, Metazoa, Arthropoda, Insecta, Diptera, Culicidae. Gene Ontology annotation, biological process: sterol biosynthetic process. The coding region runs from base 18 to 914 and encodes 298 amino acids.